AUGGUGGACGGGCCAUCAGCAUCCUCUAAGAGCCUGUGGUUUGGCUUGCUCUGCAUAGGGAAAAUGCCCCAAAGAAAAGGCUUGGGGAACCACACCGUUGGAUCUGGAUUCAUUCUCCUGGGAUUUUCUGACCACUCCAGCCUGCAGGGCCUGUGCUUCACCGUAUUCCUGCUCAUCUACCUCGUGGUUCUCACAGGGAACAGCCUGAUUGCACUCAUCACAGUGCUGGACUCAAGCCUCCACAGCCCCAUGUAUUUCUUCCUGAGGAACCUGUCCUUCCUGGAGAUCUGCUACACGUCAGUCACUCUGCCAAAAAUGCUGGUGGGUUUCCUGAUGGAAGAUGGCAGGAUCUCCUUCCUUGGCUGUGCUGCCCAGCUCUAUUUCCUGGUUUUGUUGGGCAGCAUCGAAUGCCUUCUCCUGGCUGCCAUGGCCUAUGACCGCUACAUAGCCAUCUGUGACCCCCUGCACUACACCCUCAUCAUGAGCAGGGGUGUCUGCAUCAGACUGCUGGUGGGGUCGUGGGUGGUCGUCGUACCAGUGCAAGUAGGACAGACCUACCAGGUGUUCACUUUGCCCUUCUGUGCAUCCCGGGACCUUCACCACUUUUUCUGUGAUGUCCCCCCUCUGCUGGAACUGGCCUGUGCAGACACUUUCUGGAACCAAGUGAUGCUGUACACCAUCAUCCUGGUAUUUGCGAUCCUUCCCUUCUCCUUCAUAGUUAUUUCUUACAUGAAAAUUAUCAGGGCAAUUCUGAAAAUACCUUCAGUUCUGGGCAGACACAAAGCCUUUUCCACCUGCUCUUCACACCUCGGGGUGGUNACGCUCUUCUAUGGCUCAGCCACGGUCAUCUACUUAAAGCGACGGUCAAGGGAUUCUGUCGACCCUGACAGGUACCUUGCCCUGUUUUACACAAUUGUGACCCCCAUGUUUAACCCUGUCAUCUAUAGCCUGAGGAACAAGGAAGUGAGAAUUGCCUUGAAGAGCCUCCUAUGGACAAAGUGA
Molecule: messenger RNA, 1002 nt
Organism: Balearica regulorum gibbericeps (East African grey crowned-crane)
Lineage: Eukaryota; Metazoa; Chordata; Aves; Gruiformes; Gruidae
Source: RefSeq, a predicted model, not a curated record